Oryza brachyantha (malo sina) is the source of this 1923-nucleotide messenger RNA. RefSeq names its product pentatricopeptide repeat-containing protein At4g15720-like. Bases 1 to 1800 code for a protein of 599 amino acids. The record is from RefSeq and is a predicted model, not a curated record. Gene Ontology annotation, biological process: RNA modification. Gene Ontology annotation, molecular function: zinc ion binding; RNA binding; protein binding. Lineage: Eukaryota; Viridiplantae; Streptophyta; Magnoliopsida; Poales; Poaceae. The transcript has a single exon.
AUGGCGGCGACACCGAAAGCCGCUGCCGCCGCCACGCUGAUGCCGCUGCUGAUCCACCUCCUUCGGGGCGCCUCCGACCUCGCUUCCGUGUCCGCGACCCACGCCAAGCUCCUCAAGCUCGGGGCGGACGCCUCCGUCGCCUCCUCCAACCACCUCCUUGCGGCGUACUGCCGCUGCGGUUCCACCGCCCCCGCGCGCCGGCUGUUCGACGGAAUGCCCGACCGGAACGUCGUCUCCUGGACGGCACUCAUGUCUGGGUACGCUAGCGCCGGCCGGCCGCGUGCGGCCGUCGCUCUCCUCCGCGCCAUGGUGCUCAGCGGCGUGGCCCCGAACGCCUUCACCUUCUCGACGGCGGCCAGCGCGUGCGCGCGCCUCGCCGACGCCGGCCUCGGGCGGCAGGUGCAUGCCUGCGCCGAGGUCGCGGGCUACGCGUGCGACAACGUCGUCGCCACUGCGCUCGUCGACAUGUACGGCAAGGCCGGCAGCGUCCGCGACGCCCGCGCCAUGUUCGACGCGAUGCCUGCGACAGCAAGAAACAUAGUGUCCUGGGCCUCGAUGCUGUCCGUGUACGCGCAGAACGCGCUCGGGCACGACGCCAUCCAGCUCUUCGCCGAGCUCAGAAGCAAUGGAGAAGAUAUGGCACCCAACCACUUCAUCCUGUCAAGCGUCGUGAGCGCGUGCGCCGGCGUCGGGCGGCUCGGCAUUGGCAGGUGCCUUCACGGCAUGGUCCUCCGCCAUGGGCACGAAGACAACGACGUGGUUGCGGUGGCUCUGGUCGAUAUGUACUCCAAAUGUGGCUGCUACGAGUACUCAAAGAAGGUGUUCGACAAUAUCAAGCAGCCGUCAGUCAUCUCCUACACCUCCAUCAUCGUGGCGACGGCGAAAUACGGCCUCGGCAGGUGUGCACUCGCUUUGUUCAGUGACAUGGUUGAUCGAGGUGUGCAACCCAACAGUGUCACGCUGCUCGGCGUCUUGCAUGCUUGCAGCCACUCAGGUCUGGUUGACAUCGGCCUCCAUCUCCUCCACUCAAUGCGAAGCAAGUAUGGUAUUGAUCCAUGCGCCAGCCACUACACUUGUGCUGUAGACAUGCUUGGUCGUGCAGGUCAGCUCGAGGAGGCAUUCGAGCUGGCCAACGAAGCGCGGCUCGAUGGCAAUGACGACCUUUUGCUGUGGAGCUCACUGUUGUCAUCUUGCCGUAACCACAAGCGCUUGGACCUAGCAACCAAGGCUGGCAAGAAGGUAUCAGAAUUCAGCCAAGAUGUAGCCGGUGCACUGGUGGUUAUGUCGAAUGCAUAUGCUUCAGCUGGUCAAGCUGAUGACGCUGCUGCAGUGUGGUCAAACAUGAGGCAGCGCAGCAUUCGGAAGGAUCCUGGGUGUAGCUGGAUCGAGAUAAAGGACGUCCCCUAUGUGUUCUACGCCGGUGUGGCAUCACCUGCCGGUGCAAGGGCUGAUGAUGUGAUGUUGCUACUAGAUGAGUUGGAGACCAAGAUGAGGGAGAAAGGAUACAAGGGAAGAAUAGGCGGUGCUAGGGUCCUUGAUGCUGAUGAAGAAGUGGAUGAAGAUCAUCAUGAUGAAGGCAAGGGUGUGAUGGUUGGAGUGCACAGUGAGAUGUUGACGUUGGGGUUUGGCUUGUUGGUGAUACCCAAGGGGAUGAUCAUUAGGGUGAUGAAGAACCUAAGGAUGUGUUGUGGCUGCCAUGAGGCGUUUAAGCUCAUCAGCGACAUUAUGGAGAGGGAGUUUGUGGUGAGGGAUCUCAAUAGGUUCCACCACUUUAGGAGGGGGUCAUGUUCUUGCAACUGACUACUGGUGAUUCAUCUACAAUCCCUUGGUAAUUCAAUACUACUUGUGAAGUUUCAUAGCAAAUGCGACAAAACUACAACUAUUUUUUCAAAAUUAUCCCUUUGUUGCAAUUUUAGCUACAUA